AUGAGAUUGUCCUUCCAGGGCUGUGGCCUCUCUGAGGAGCUUCUGUCUCAUGGCAUCUUGGAACCGCUGAGGGGCCUGGUGGAAGGAAUGGUGGUGAAGGAAGGCUCCUGCAAUUACGUGGCACCCCAGGGCAUGUCCUCGGUUGUCAAGUAUUAUUUAAAGCAGUCAGGUGCAGAUGUCUCCUAUGAGCAGCAUGUAACUCACAUCUCUCUCCGAGAUGGGAAGUGGGAAGUCUCCAGGAAAACGGGACCACCGGAGCAGUUUGACAUCGUCAUCCUCACAAUGCCCGUUCCACAAAUUCUUCAGCUGCAAGGUGACAUUGUAAACUUAAUUAGUGAAAGUCAAAAGCAGCAACUGGAAUCUGCAAGCUACUCCUCCCGCUAUGCUCUGGGACUUUUUUAUGAAGCUGGUACCCGGAUUGAUGUCCCCUGGGCUGCCCAGUACAUCACUGGUAAUCCCUGCAUACGCUUCAUCUCCAUCGAUAAUAAGAAACGCAAUAUAGAGUCUUCUGAAGUCGGGCCCUCGGUCGUAGUUCACACAACUGUGACAUUUGGGAGUGAGCACCUGGAUUCAGACCCUGCAGAGGUGCAGCAGUUGAUUCUCAGUCACCUGGAGAAGGUCAUGCCAUCCUUACCUCAACCAGCCAGCAUCAAGUGUCAGAAAUGGAGGUACUCACAGGUUACAAAAGCUGUUCCCAAUUGUCAGGGACAUAUGAUUCUUCAUACUCAACCUCUUCUGAUUUGUGGGGGUGAUGGAUUUACUCAUUCCAACUUCGAUGGCUGCAUAGAUUCUGCUGUGAGUCUUGCAGAAGCUGUGAAGUCUCAUUUACAGCAAUUUUAA
Messenger RNA from Chaetura pelagica (chimney swift), 840 nucleotides. It is a transcript of the gene RNLS, whose product is annotated as renalase, FAD-dependent amine oxidase. NCBI's taxonomy places the organism in Eukaryota, Metazoa, Chordata, Aves, Apodiformes, Apodidae. The transcript has 6 exons. The record is from RefSeq and is a predicted model, not a curated record. Gene Ontology annotation, molecular function: oxidoreductase activity, acting on NAD(P)H. Gene Ontology annotation, cellular component: extracellular region. The coding region runs from base 1 to 840 and encodes 279 amino acids.